Molecule: messenger RNA, 735 nt
Organism: Tilletiopsis washingtonensis
Lineage: Eukaryota; Fungi; Basidiomycota; Exobasidiomycetes; Entylomatales
Exons: 1
Coding region: 189-653 (154 amino acids)
Source: RefSeq, a predicted model, not a curated record
UGGCUGCCGGGCUGUGCGGAUGGGUGAGAGACGCACUAGAAUGCCAGCUGCUUGCGCAGGUUGACGAGGUCGCGCGGGUUGGCGGAGAGGGCCAUGAUGUGUGCGGCGUGUGGGUGGGACUUGCGUUUGCCGUGUGCUGCUCGCUGCGAGGGCGUGAGCUCUUGUAUGCGCACGGCGUGGUGGUCGGGAUGAAGGGCGCCGUCGCCAGCAUCGGGCCGUGCGUCUCGUCGUCGUCGGCUCCGGCUCGGCUCGGCCGCCGCUGCCGUGCGCUUCCCCGCAUCCGCGCCGCGCGCAGCUCCGCGGAUCUGCACCGCCCGCCGCCGGCGGCCUCUCGCGCCGCUGGCGAGGAGCAUUCCUCUGGACCGUCAGACCUUCCUUCACAUGUGAGAGGCAGCGUCUUGUACAGGUGCGUGUCUGCUAGGAUCUGCACACGUGAUCGAGUGAGGAGAUGGCUGGCAAGCUCCUGCGGCGGUGCGCGCCCAGCUCCCGCCGGCUUGCUCGCCUGCUCUUGCAGCUCCUCACGACGCUGCGCGACGGCACUCUCUGAUCGACUCGACUGGUACGGGCGCAGCUGGCGGCUGUCUUCGCCAGUGACGCGCGAAGCCGGGUCUGUGCACCGAGCCGGCGACUUUUGCAGCCGCAGGAGACGCUAGACGACGCCCGAUGGCCCUCGCGGGCGCGCCGGUGCGCGCGAACGUGGCAUGGCAGGAUGCCCAGCCGAGCGCCAAGCAUCCA